AGAGAGAGAGAGAAGGAUUCAAUUCAAAUUCCAGAUUCAAGAUCCAUUACUAUGUAAAAAAGAAAGGUUAGUGUAUCGUAUCUCUCUAAUCUCCAAACCUUUUAUCAAACAAAUCUCGAAAAAAAAACUAUAAAACCAAUCACCAUAGAUUCAAACCUCCAAAAAAUACCUUCUGAAUCCGUCACCAAUGGCCUUAAAAACUGAUGAUAACAAAAAGUACAUUACAACCGAAGAUCUCAAAACACACAACAAACCCGGAGAUCUCUGGAUCGCGAUCCAAGGCAAAGUCUACAACGUCUCCGAGUGGAUCAAAUCCCACCCCGGAGGCGAAACAGUGAUCCUCAACCUCAUCGGCCAAGACGUAACCGACGCCUUCAUCGCAUUCCACCCCGGAACCGCCUGGCACCACCUCCAAAACCUCUCCACCGGCUACCACAUCAGAGACCACCAAAUCUCCGAAAUCUCCCGCGACUACCGCCGCAUGGCCGCGGAGUUCCGCAAACUCGGCCUCUUCGAGACCAAAGGCCACGUCACUCUCUACACUUUAUCCUUCGUCGCGGCGAUGUUCGCCGCGGUCCUCUACGGAGUCUUGGCCUGUACUUCCAUCCUCGCUCACCAGAUCGCCGCGGGGAUACUCGGUCUGUUGUGGAUCCAGAGCGCGUACAUAGGCCACGACUCUGGACAUUACGUCAUCAUGACGAAUAAAGCUUAUAACAGAUUCGCUCAGCUUUUGUCUGGUAACUGCCUGACGGGGAUCUCCAUCGCGUGGUGGAAAUGGACUCACAACGCGCAUCACCUCGCGUGUAACAGCCUCGAUUACGAUCCCGAUCUGCAACACAUCCCCGUCUUCGCGGUCUCUACGAAGUUCUUCAACUCGAUGACGUCACGGUUCUACGAUAGGAAACUUAAUUUCGAUCCCGUGGCGAGGUUCUUGAUCAGUUACCAGCAUUUCACUUACUAUCCCGUAAUGUGUUUCGGUAGGAUCAAUCUUUUUAUACAGACGUUUCUCCUACUAUUCUCCAGACGCGAGGUUACGGAUCGGGGUCUGAACUUAGCGGGGAUAUUGGUGUUCUGGACUUGGUUUCCGCUCUUGGUGUCGUGUUUACCGACUUGGCCUGAGAGAUUCUUUUUCGUGUUUACGAGCUUUACAGUCACGGCGCUUCAGCAUAUUCAGUUUACGCUUAAUCAUUUCGCUGCUGAUGUUUACAUGGGUCCACCGAAAGGAGGGGACUGGUUCGAGAAGCAAGCGGCGGGGACGUUGGAUAUCUCGUGUAGUUCGUAUAUGGAUUGGUUUUUCGGUGGGUUGCAGUUUCAGCUCGAGCAUCAUUUGUUUCCGAGGCUGCCGAGGUGUCAUUUACGGAAGGUGGCGCCGGUGGUUCAGGAGCUUUGUAAGAAGCAUAAUCUUCCGUAUAGGAGUUUGUCGUGGUGGGAGGCGAAUGUUUGGACUAUUAGGACUUUGAAGAAAGCGGCUUAUCAAGCUAGAGAUGCGGCGAAUCCUGUGGUUAAGAACUUGGUUUGGGAAGCUUUGAAUACUCAUGGCUGA
Eruca vesicaria subsp. sativa (arugula) is the source of this 1543-nucleotide messenger RNA. Lineage: Eukaryota; Viridiplantae; Streptophyta; Magnoliopsida; Brassicales; Brassicaceae. The record is from the annotation of a GenBank genome assembly.